AUGGUAACAAAUAAUAGCACAAAAACACUAACGGCAUCACUGUCGAUAUCCGUAUUAACCACAACUUCAACAAUAAGAACAGUACCCACCGGAACAUUAGCGGCAACUACAAACAGCCUAUCAAUUACAUCACCAAUAGCAACAACAGUGUCAAUAACAGAUGAGACAGCAACAACAAUAUUAACAGCAUCGAUAACAGAUGCGAUAAUUUCAAUGACUACUACAGAGCCAUUAACAACAAUAAUGACAUUUAUAACUACAAUGAGUACUUCAGCAACAACUACUCAUUCUACCACAUCUUUGCCGUCAAAACCUGGUGAUGGUAUUUGUGCAACAGCUACAUGGGAACGAGUUGGUCAAGUUGUGGCUGGUGGUAACGGAGCAGGAUCGAAUCUUAACCAAUUGAAUCAUCCUGCUGCCAUUGUCGUGGACGAAAAUCAAACAAUUUAUAUCUCGGAUAAUGUCAAUAAUCGUAUUAUUAAAUGGAAUGUUGGUGAUUUAAGUGGAGUCGUGGUUGCCGGUGGAAGCGGUAGAGGAGACGCACCCGAUCAAUUGCAUGGUCCCCGUGGUUUUGUUUUCAGUAAAAACGGAACACAUUACAUUAGUGAUGCCGAAAAUAGUCGCGUUCAACGCUGGUUUCGUGGUGCUUCGACUGGUGAUACAAUUAUACGUAGUAUUUCUGCGUACGGUAUAGCACUAGAUGAUGAAGAAUCUCUCUAUAUAUCUGACAGAGAGAAAGGUGAAGUAAUAAAACUACUGAUAAAUGAGACUGUUGGAGAAGUAAUUAUAUCCAAACUAAAUCAUCCAUAUCUAAUUUACCUUGAUAGAAACCGAUCUCUCAAUAUAACUGACCGGGAUAAUCAUCGACUGAUUAAAUUGAAGUAUGGUGAAACCCAAAGUUCCAUUGUUGCUGGUGGACCUGGUGGUGGCAGUGGUUUGAAUAAACUGCAAAGACCAGAAAGGGGUGUGGGUGUGGGUGUGAGGUUGUGGGUCUGAGGGUGUGGGUGUG
Molecule: messenger RNA, 1009 nt
Organism: Rotaria sp. Silwood1
Lineage: Eukaryota; Metazoa; Rotifera; Eurotatoria; Philodinida; Philodinidae
Source: the annotation of a GenBank genome assembly